Cheilinus undulatus (humphead wrasse) is the source of this 1900-nucleotide messenger RNA. Its product is annotated as hydroxyacylglutathione hydrolase-like protein. Gene Ontology annotation, molecular function: hydroxyacylglutathione hydrolase activity. The record is from RefSeq and is a predicted model, not a curated record. NCBI's taxonomy places the organism in Eukaryota, Metazoa, Chordata, Actinopteri, Labriformes, Labridae. Bases 368 to 1201 code for a protein of 277 amino acids. The transcript is spliced from 8 exons.
AUAACUCCUCUGUACUGCUCAUAGACUGUACUGAUGCAGAAAUGUAGAAUAAAAAUAUUCACAUCGCCGCUCAGUGACAAAACAGCCUGAUCAAAAUCAGUAAUUCCGAGGCAACGGUGUUUUUCUUCACAUGAACGGAUCGACUUUUUCGCCUUUGAUACGUCAAAGCUGCAGAAAGUGUCAACUAGAGCUGGAGGAAGUUAUUACAGCGCUAAGACAAAUCUACACUCUACUUGCAGACUAAUUUAAAGCCUCAUGCGGCCAGAGAAAGGUUAACAACAGGUAAAUAUGACGAUUUGAUUAAUGUUUACGAAUUAAACUCCUCCUGAGUGCCGUACAGUGGGGUGCGCAUGCGUGUGAGGGUGCCAUGAAGGUAAAGGUGAUCUCCAUCCUGGAGGACAACUACAUGUACCUGGUGAUCGAGGAGCAGAGCAAACAGGCUGUAGCUGUGGAUCCUGCUGUACCACACCGGCUGCUGGAAAUAGUGAAGAGAGAGGGCUUGUCUCUAACAGCUGUUCUCACCACACAUCAUCACUGGGACCACGCUCGGGGGAAUGAGGCUCUGCUGAAGGAGCUUCCUGGGCUCAGAGUGUAUGGGGGAGAUGAUCGGAUUGGCGGUCUGACAGAUAAAGUUACCAACGACCAGGAGCUCAAGUUUAACUCCAUUAAUGUGAGAUGCCUGUUUACUCCCUGCCAUACCUCGGGCCACAUGUGCUACUUCGUGUGGGAGGACGAGUGCACUGACGCUCCAGCUGUGUUCACAGGAGACACGUUGUUUAUCGGAGGAUGUGGACGCUUUCUGGAGGGUACGGCUGAGCAGAUGUACCACAAUCUCACCCAGGUCCUUGGCACCCUACCUCAAGACACGAAAGUGUUUUGUGGACACGAGUACACCAUAAAGAAUCUGAAGUUUGCCAUGCUGGUGGAGCCCGAGAAUGAAAAGGUUAAGGAGAUGCUGAGCUGGGCUAGGGCAAGAGACGAUGAUGACAAGCCCACAGUGCCAUCCACUCUGAUGGAGGAGUUUGAUUACAACCCUUUUCUUCGCCUCUCAGAGGAAGGAGUGCAGAAGUUCACGGGGAAAACGGACCCCAUAGAGGUGCUGCGGGUUCUGAGGAAGGAGAAAGAUAAAUUCAAGAAGCCUAAGGAGAGACUUCCUCCUCACGCCAUGCUGGCUUUAGAGUGGGGUCUCCUCAGACCCUGAGAUCCAGUUUCAUGAUUCAGGACACGUGAUAAACUCCCCCAUCUAAAAAACGGAUGAGCGGAUGCAGCGAAACACAAGACUGAAAAGUAAAGUUAAAGCUGCUAUAACCCUUAAUUUAAAGAAUGGUUUGGUGUCUAAAAUAAUUUUUGCACAAAGAGGCUGGGGUAAAGCUGCUAAUGUUAAACAUUCUUAUACCUAGAUUAAUUUAAAGGCUGGUCUCCAGUCUGUUAUGCAAAACACCACGAGGUAGCCUGAGAGUGAUGCAAAUUUCCAGUGAAAUUUUUAAAUGUUGGGGCAUUUUUGCUUUGAAUAGCUCGUUUCGGGAGAAAAUUUAGCCUAAAUACUUUAACUAUUAUUUGUAUACUGUCUGUGACUGCCUGAUUGCCAAUGCAUUUAUCUCCCUUAUUUUACUUCAAGCAUACUGUACAUUAUUCACAUUUUUCUCUUCCUUACUUUUUAAAAUUCAGCUUUUUACCACUGAUUCACCAUAAAACACAUUCAAGGAACUGUGUCCAUAAUUCAAGCUACACUUUAUAUAGUAGGUUAUUUUACAAAAAGAGGUGUUGCACUUUUAGUGUCAACAGGAAUGAAACAAACAUGCAGUGUACAUUGCUGUGAAUGUAAAUUGCUGCUUCUCCUCAUGCUGAAAGAGCUUGUAACUGCACACCAGAGUUAAGAUGAUUGAAUAAAACAUAUCAA